UAUCAAUGACGUCAUUCCAUUCAAUUGAUCCAGUUGUCGUAUAAAAGUUAUGAAUUAAAAAAAAAAAAAUUAUUGUGAUUGUCACUUGAAUAAUGAUGAAGAAGAAUUCUAAACAAUGCGGAUACCUUUCCUUGCAACAACUGUCUGCUAUCAAAAAAAAUGCAAGGAAAAUUCGUCGGAAGCGACGGUCCUCUUGCGACACCGCCAGUCGGCAUAGCAGCAUCAUCGAUGGCGACAACAUACCGACAACUAAAUCAUAUGCGAGAUACAGCUUCAGAGAAACAAUAGACACCGUACUACCAAGGUCUUCAAAACCGACAUUUCCAGGCAAAGUUCCUAAAUUAUUGAAAGAUGUCGUAGUUAAGAGAGAGCGUAAACCAUCAACAGUAUGCCAAACCUUCGUUGUUGGAAAUCCUGGAGCUAUGGAGCCUCUACCCAUUAUACCCCCAAUUGUGAAGUGUCCAAGACUUCAUAAAAAUGGAAGUGUUAUUCCUUACAGCAGUCUGGUUGACCAUAAUGAAUCUCUGACGUACCAGCAUUCUGUUGAGACGACUGUGUAUGCUUUGCCCAGACAACCGCAGUGUGAGUGUCCUUCUGAAGGCAGCAGUGUACAGACGAAAGCUCUGAACCAAUGGACGAAGACUUUACAGCAGAGAGAUCGACAGAUGAAUCACGUGAUGGAGGUUACCAAGACACCUAAAGAGCGUUUGUUGAUGAGUGAGACUAAAACAGAUUAUGGCUACAGCUUGAAGGUCAAGGACGUGUGGAUCAACAGUGUCGUGGAACAAACCUACGUCUUGAAAUCAGAGGAAGAAUGCAUUGUGCCGUACUAUUCCAUGUAUACAAAACAACCCACACUUGCAGACGUUUGCCAAAAACGAACAGAAAGUCCAAAAGAUACUGAAAUUGUUGCAUUACCUGAUGCCAUUAGAGUAGAAAAAGGCGCACCACCAGAUAAACUGAAAACUCUUCUAUUCUGUCCUCCUGCCGAUUUCCCUGAUUUCUGCCAGUUGGAUGUGAAGGGGCAGUCUUUGCUACAGUCUCCAGAUGACGACGAGUCAUCUUUAUCUACACGUCCAAGUCAUCGUUACAGCCUGAAAAUGUCCAUACAAAAAGGCAGGCCAAGUUUGAGUGUAAAUGGUAACAUGUAUACCUGGACAGAGGAGCCAGAUUGCAACAUGGAAGUCACUAAAAUCUAUAUGACUGGACACCCCGGCGAGCUGCUCAAGUCUCAACUCACAAUCGUCAACGAGGGGACCACCAGUGUCUACUUCGACUGGGAGUUACCAAGUGAAAAGAAAGACACGUUUGGUUUGAACCAUCACAAACAUUAUAAAUUCUACCGCCAUGGCAGAGACAAGUGUCUUGCCCCAGGUGAAUUUAUUCAAAUGCCCGUCCUGUUUCGAAGCCGUUACUCUGGAAUCUACAACCAAACCUGGAAAAUCUUCACUCGACCACGACUGGGUUGCGGUAUGGACAUUGAGAUACAUCUUUCUGGAGUCGUACUCCCUCGAGAUGACCACCGGAUCAGAGAACAAAUUAUUGAGAAUUUGGAUAAGAAAAUAGCGACACAGAUUGCUCGAGACAUCGUUGAUGAAAUGCUCUUCUGUGUGGCGUGCUCUCCAAAAGCUAGCAGGUCGCAGUUAUUCAACAUGAUACAGACCCGCAUGACUGACGUCGAGUUUGAAAAUCUCAAUACUGAGCUUCACUACCACAGUAAGUGGUACAGCCGUGUGAACGAGAUACCAAAUCGGUUGGAGCUAAGUCUUGACAGACUCUCCCAGUGUAGCAAGAAAUAUGUCAGUCAGCAGGAGACCAUACUGUCUAUUCCUUGUGUUAAAAAGAUUAUCGACGGCGUCCCAGUAGACAGUGAAGAGUUGAAGCAGGCACUGCUGUUCACGCUGAACACCUCUUUGACCUGGAUGAACUUCACAGUACCGCAGCCAAUAUACAUAAACAUGAAUUACAAAAUAUGUUUUGAAAUUCUGUCUGUGACAAUAGAUGAAAUUGUGUCCGUGUCGCAGUGGAUUAAGAGUAUUCUUCCUAGUGCAGAUCUUCCUCAAACGGAGGCUGGCAAAUCUGACAUGUGGUUGGACACUGAAGGAAAGUUCUCUUUAAAAAAUCUGGUUGGUACCGCAACUCCAAGUGGAUCAGGUUUUGGUACCAAAGCUGCACGUGGUACUCGGUUUGGUUCCACAUCACCACGUGGUUCACGCGUUAAUUUAAAAACUCGAAGUGGUUCACGGUUUGGUUCCACAUCACCGCGUGGUUCACGCGUUGAUAUAAAAACUCAACGUGGUUCACGUGUUGAUAUAAAAUCUCGAAGUGGUUCACGUGUUGAUAUAAAAUCUCGAAGUGGUUCACGUGUUGAUAUAAAAACUCGAAGUGGUACAUAUAUUGGUGCUAAAGCUGCAAGUGGUAUGCGUGUUGGCAGUGGACACAUGGAAAUGAAUGAUGAUGAUGACGCAACAGACCAACUUAGUUGUAUGAAAAUAUUUCAGAUGUCAAAACCAGCGACAAAAUAUCAUCAAAAGUUUUAUAUCAUGGUUUACCAAUUGCUUGGCAAUAUGGCUGAUGAAAUAGAGAGAAGUUUGGAUGCCGUGAAACUCUGUAAACCAUUGUACGAGCAACUCGAUCUGACUCAGUAUUUGACACAGAUGUUUAAGCGAAGACUGUCAAAGCAAAAAGAUGGUGAAUUCCCAUGCUGAACAAAUUAUAUUAAUUCUUCCAGGCCUGGUGGUUAUAAAACUUUUAGAGUAUAGACUCGAGACUAAUAGAGCCUGAGACAGUAAUGGCAUGACAACGCCAUACAAGUUGUAUGCGUGUGACGUCAUUAAAGCUUGAGUCCAGACUUUAAAGGUUUUAUAAACACGGGCCCAGGUUUCAAUAAAAUUAGCGGACAUUUCUUUAUGAACAGAUAUGUAUUUUUUAUAUGUAUUUAUUGUAUUUAUUAUUAUUAUAUUUAUUAUAAUUAUAUUUAUUUUUAUUAU
Gigantopelta aegis is the source of this 2990-nucleotide messenger RNA. RefSeq lists its product as uncharacterized. The record is from RefSeq and is a predicted model, not a curated record. The transcript is spliced from 21 exons. NCBI's taxonomy places the organism in Eukaryota, Metazoa, Mollusca, Gastropoda, Neomphalida, Peltospiridae. The coding region runs from base 93 to 2708 and encodes 871 amino acids.